Messenger RNA from Plasmodium gonderi, 465 nucleotides. RefSeq lists its product as hypothetical. Lineage: Eukaryota; Apicomplexa; Aconoidasida; Haemosporida; Plasmodiidae. The coding region runs from base 1 to 465 and encodes 154 amino acids. The record is from RefSeq and is a predicted model, not a curated record. The transcript is spliced from 2 exons.
AUGUUUACAUUUCCAUGCUUUCGAGAUAAAAAAUGGAUGAAAGAAAAUGGAACCAAUAUGAAGUACCCCGAGACAUUUCUAAAUGUGCAUUUUCGUCCUGAAUUUUUAAGAAAUUAUGAACAUACAGCUAAUUUUGAGAAAAAAGCUGAACAAGUCAUAAAACAGAUUAAAUCAGCGUUGUUUCGGCAAGCCAUUUAUAAGAUACAAAACAUUGAAGUGGUGUCCAUGAAUGAAUGCAAAGAGGACAGGGUUCUAGAAAACAUAAAAAAAGUUAAAGGAUAUGAAGACUUUAAAAUAUCAAACAGUAAAGUUCUCACUGACGAAUUGUGGACCGUGAAAAGAUGCGAUAAAAAGAUUUUUUAUUGGGUGCGUUAUUAUGAACAAGAUAAAAAUGGAUACUCAUUAUCAAUAAUGCCAACACAGGUGAAAAAUAUUUUCUGUUUUUUGAAGUAUUAUUAUUUCUAG